AUGGCUUCCAUCCGCGUGCUGUCGUUCGAUGCUGAGGGCCGCCCUGUGCGGUUCACCGCUUGGCUAGAUGACCUGCAGCUGUUCCUCCUGAGCGAUAGCAAGGAGCAUGUGUCGCUCUAUGAUUACGCGUCUGGUGCUGCGCCUGCCCCUCCUGCCACAGCUGAGCUUAGUGUUCGUUCCCACUGGCAGACUCGUGACGCAGCUGCUCGCCUAGCCAUUCGCAGUCACCUGCCGUUAGCUGAGCUAGAGCAUUUUGGCGACUGCAAAUCCGCUAAGGCCCUGUACGACGCUGUCGUCGCUCGCUACUCCUCGCCUGCCACAGCCGAGCUUAGCCGCCUCAUGCUGCCGUACCUGUUCCCCGAUCUGUCCACCUUUACUACAGUCGCCGAUCUUAUCACCCACCUUCGCACUAGUGAUGCUCGCCUGCGUGCCGCCCUUCCCACCGAGUUCUGCGCUAAGAACCCCCCUCCACUGUACUGGACACUCCACUUCAUAGUCACCCGUCUCCCUGACACCCUCCGCUCAGUUCGAGACCACUUCCUUGCUCGCUGUCCCACUGAGCUCACAGUCGCCCUCCUAGAGGAGCACCUGCUCGCGGCCGAAAAGAGCAUUGUAGCUGUUGGUGCUGCUCGUGGCGCUCCUCGCACCCCCAUCUUUGAGGGGUGUUCUCCCUCUCCCCUCGCUCCCUCCUACGCUGCUGCUGCUGCUGUUGACUUCCUUGGUGCUGAGUCUGUUGGCGCUGCUUCUACUCCUGGUGGGAGGCGCCGCACCGGCAAGGGCAAGGGGGGCAAAAGUGGUGGUGGUGGCGCUGGGGGGGGAGGAGGUGGGGGAGGGGGGGGGGGGGGGGGGGGGGGGAGGCGGUGCUGGAGGGAGCGGUGGCGGGAGCGCUGGUGGGAGUGGGGUCGGUGGUGGAGACGGGGGCGGCGGAGGAAGCAGUGGCAGUAG
This is a messenger RNA of Closterium sp. Yama58-4, 945 nucleotides long. Lineage: Eukaryota; Viridiplantae; Streptophyta; Zygnematophyceae; Desmidiales; Closteriaceae. The record is from the annotation of a GenBank genome assembly.